AUGCCUCCGAGAACACGCGUUAGAGCAGGUGAGAUCGGAAGAAGGGGUGGCCGUGGCCGUGGUCGUGGCCGAGGGGCACUGGUUGAGGAUGAAGUUAGCCAACAUGGGGAGAAUCCGAAUGGUAAUCCGGGGGAAGGGCCUAGACACGGUCAAGGAGAGGAAGUACCGAUCAUUCAAAAUCCCUUUGCUAGGGAUUUUGUUGCGGCUCUUGCGGCUGCAAAUCUUCUUAACCCUGCUCCUAGGGAAAGUGCGGAUAGCCGUGCUUUGUCUGCAAUGAGGGAGUUCAGUCGUAGAAAUCCACCUACGUUUGAUGGGUCGAGUAGUGACCCUCUUGUAGCCGACCAUUGGUUGGCCCAGAUUCGAAAACUCUUUAGGGCUCUCAAAAUUACGGAAGACGACUUGCGGGUAAAUAUAGUGGCUGUUCAAUUAACUGGGGAGGCUAACGAAUGGUGGGAGUCGGUUUUAGAAUUGAGGAAGGAUGCUAGGAGAGCGGCAAGGACCGCGGCUCAAGCAAAUGAGCCAGAUGUGGAGAACCUAACUUGGGCCGAAUUUGAGGUGUUUUUCGAGGAGCAAUACUUUCCAGAAACGAGUCGCAACCAGUUGAGAGAUGAGUUCGAGAAGUUAGAGCAAGGGGAUAUGACCGUGUCGGAAUAUGCUUUAAAGUUCCAAUCUUUGUCUCGUUUUGCACCGGAGUUGGUGGCAACUGAAGAGAGGAAAUGUAGGCGGUUUGAAAGAGGUUUGCAUGACACCGUGAAGAAGUUUGUUAUGGCACAACGUAAAGGAAAGUUUGCCGAAGUUUGUAUGGUAGGCUCGGCUUCUUGGUACUCAAACGGAGGUAAUUUGAUCAAUCUUGAUGCAGUCCUCAAGCUUAACUAUCCUAUGACUUUGACCAUCUUCAAUAGUUUAAUAACUGGGAAAUUGAAGAGUUUGGCUUCUCUGAAUGAUCCGAAUUAUUUUGAACCCGUUUCACUUUUAGAGUUUGGUUCAUCGAGUUACUAUCAGUAUUCAUUGGUUUUUGGGAAAUUUGAUAGCGAUUGUUGCGGUGGGAUUGAUAUUCCCAAAAAUCAAUCACUUGGUUUAAAUCCAGGAUCGUUAUGUUACACAACGAGUAGGCAAAACGAUGUCUUUAACUUGGAGUAUUUGAAUGAGUGCAGUUCUUGUUCUGAGAAGGAACACAAGGUGCAAUAUGUGAUCAAAUUUGGAUCAGGUUACCAAUACCUAGCUCUUGAUCCCAAUACAGCGCUCGUUGGAGAGGGAUCGUGGGAUGAAAAGAAGAAUCAGCUAUGCAUAGUUGCUUGCCGGUUUUUGAACUCUUCCGACUCGUUGGACAAUGCCCGGGUUGGUGAUUGUUCGAUUAGGUUGAGCUUGUGGUACCCUGCUUUCUGGACAAUCAGGAACAGAACAAGUGUUUUGGGCCAGAUUUGGACUGACAAAACUGUUAACGAGUCUGGAUACUUCAAUAGGAUCACGUUUAAAAGUCGCGACAAUAGCAUGGCUGUGGUUCCUGGUUUGAGAUACGAGUACACGGUAACCGAAAAAGUAAAGAAGUUGUGUCCUUUCAACAAGUCGGUUAUUAAGAAGGGCAACAGAUAUCCGAAGUGGAACUCUGACGACUUGGCAUUUGACAUGUUGGUUGAAGAUUCUACGGGGAAUCAUUCUUGGUCUUGGAGUAAAGCAACGCCUAGCUUUUUCGGUGAUCAAAAUUACGUGCUGAAGCGGAACCCAUUUUCUACCCGUACGUCAAUGAAUUACAUGAUUGCAGUUGAGGGAGAGAGUAUACAUCACGGCCCAUUGAAUAUUACCUACACGAUUUCGCUGUAUCAGACUUCUUCAGCUACAUCGGUAAUUUUCAAUAGUACCCUUGACAUUUCUGCUGAAGGGUUGUAUGAUAAGGAAACAGGAAGGGUAUGUAUGGUAGGCUGUAGAAAGCUAUCAACAGGUGAAUCAAUGGACUGUGAGCUUCUUUUGAAAUUCCAAUUCCCGCUGGUAAAUGCAAAAGAAGAAGGGAAAAUUAGGGGAAGCGUCGAAAGCACGAGGGAGGAAACUGACCAUCUUUAUUUCAAGCACUUGGAAAUGACUGGAUGGGUUUUCUACAGAGAGGAAGCCAAAAGAUCUGUUCAGCGGUUGGAUUUGGAGAUCGUGAUGGUUUUGAUCUCCUACACGCUCGCUUGUGUGUUUGUGGGGCUGCAAAUUUUUUACGUGAAAAGGAACCCUCAAGUGCUUCCUUUUGCGUCCCUUUUCAUGCUUGUGAUCCUCACUUUAGGGCAUAUGGUUACUCUUGUGCUAAACUUUGAAGCUUUGUUUCUAGGAAAUCGCAAGCGAAGUAAUGUAUCGCUUGGGAGUCAAGGGUGGCUCGAAGUGAACGAGGUGGUUGUGAGAGCAGUUACAAUGGUGGCUUUCUUGUUGCAUCUCUGGCUUCUCCAACUGGCGUUUUCUGCACGUUUGGGCGACGAAAACCAGAAGGACAUAUGGGUUGCUGAAAAGAAGGCAAUGCUGGUUUCUUCAACAAUUUACAUAUUGGGGUUGCUUUUUGCUUUGUUUCUAAAUACGAGGAAUUUAAUAUCUUAUGGUGGUUUGGUCCUCGACGGUUUCCUUCUCCCUCAAAUCCUCCUCAGCAUUUUCCAUAUCUCAAAGGAAAAUGCUCUUUCUCAUCCAUUUUACAUUGGAACCACUUGCGUUCGGUUGCUACCUCAUGUGUACGAUCUCUACCGGGCUCACAACUUUGCGCAAGUCCAAUUUGAUGGGGCAUACUUUUUCGCAAAUCCUUAUGUGGAUUUCUACUCCCUCACAUGGGACGUAGUUAUUUCUUGCGGGGGUGUUCUGUUUGCGGUUUUCAUUUACUUGCAGCAGCGAUUUGGCGGGCGGUGUAUUCUUGGGCGGAGAUUCAGGGAGGUUGAAAUGUACGAGAAGGUGCCAGUAACAAGCAGUGAGCAGUAG
Molecule: messenger RNA, 2937 nt
Organism: Rhododendron vialii
Lineage: Eukaryota; Viridiplantae; Streptophyta; Magnoliopsida; Ericales; Ericaceae
Exons: 2
Coding region: 1-2937 (978 amino acids)
Cellular component (GO): intracellular membrane-bounded organelle
Source: RefSeq, a predicted model, not a curated record